ACAGUGUACAAAACAACACUCCAACAAGACAGGGUGGUGCAUGCCUUUAAUCCGGGCACUCCUGUGACAGAGUAGACCCACCCAAGACUGGAAGACACAGAUUUUUCAUCUGGAACUGUAGGCAUGGAGGGAACACGCCUUUAAUCUGAGCCACGCCUUCUGAUAGAAUCCUAUAUCAGGACAUGGAAGAAGGAAGCAUUUGCUCCUUGGCUACAAAUCGUUGCUUGGCUAGCAAGUCCAUUCCUUCAUCUGCAAUAGAGCCUGCUUCUUCAGGAAUCUAGUGUUUCCUGGGACAAGAGGAGAAGUCAACUAAGACACACCUGGAGUUUGGGACCUUGCUGUCGCAGCCAGAUCAGGACCACAGCCUGUAGGCUGGGGCUGACUCAAUCACAUCCCAGAGCUUUAUAAACAACUGGAUCUCCACCUGGCUGUCAGACUUGCAGAAGUCCAGGGAAGUGAACACAGCUCUACCUACACACUCCAGAUUCUCUUUCACUCACCAGGACACAGCGAACCCCAGUUCCAAGACUCUGUAGAGCACACCCCAAGCUCCGGGAGGAAAAUGCAGAAAGAAGCAAGCCAAGGUCAAAGUUUGGGAAGCAUCGAAGAAUUGAAUGUGGGAAGGAGUGAGGAGGAGGCAGAACAAAAGCCCUCAGGUCAUUCCCGUAGCUCAUGGACCGACUCUGAAAUCAGGAUCUUCCUGCAGGAGUGGGAAGUAGUUGAACAGGAAGUGAGCCACACAAGCAACAAGAUUCACAAGAAGACCAAGUUUCUUUGUCAGCGCCUCUAUCAUCGGGGCCUGAAGAAGAGCUGGAAAAGCUGUUUCCACCUACUGCGGAACCUGCAUGAUCUGCACGAGACUCUCUGUAAUGAGAGACCAGGGAUUGAACCCUUGUUUUCUCCUUAUGCAGAGGCCCUGUACAAGAUCCUGGGCUCCAGCCCCCAGGGAAGCCAUGUCCCAGGUUCUCUCUCUGAUGGGGCUGGUGACCCCACGACCCCCGUGUACCCUCAGCCUCCCAGUUACCAGCCUUCGGAUUAUGGCAUCACGGUUCCUUCUGAGCAGCUUCAAGGGAAUCCGCUGCCAAUGAUGUCGCAGGAGGAUUCCCCGUUUCCCACGUGGGAGCCCUGGAAUCCCAGCUAUCCAUUGUCAGUUCCACACCUACUUCCUGGCUUUGUCCCAGGAGACGCCAACCUCCAGCAGCCAUGGUCAACCUGUGAUUUACACCAAGAUCCCCAAUGAAGAGAAGUGGGGAUUCCCUAUGUAUUCCCUGUAAACCUCAGGAUCAUGCAGUAUUGUGGACUUAGGCAUCUUUCUCUACCUCCUAAGAGAAGAAAAUGUGGAAUCAAACGAAGGUCCAUGAAGAACCCCCCCCCGUGCCUCAUCCUUGUUGUUUCAAUGGGGUCCAUAAGGAAAGAGGGGCAGUGGAUUGUUAUUUGAGGUUCAUUCCCUGGUCCCCUGCGACUUACCUCCUGUCUAUCUCCAUCUGACUUCCGCCAUGGAGUCUCCUCUCCCACAAGAGGAACCUGUGCCUCCAUAGACACCUGCUCACGCCUUCUUCUUUCUCUAACCCACUUGUUACAGAAUCCUUGUCCAGUGUUUCACAGUCCCAAAGUCUCUACCAUGCAAGCGGAAUGCCUGGAGCUACAGAUGGACCUGAGCAGCCAAGCAAUCACUUAGCAAGUACACAGACUUUGGUUCAUCUAUAGCAAUGAAAAAAAUAAUUGAGGAUCUAGUCUUACAUCGGACGUAUUUGUAAGAUAAUGAAGAAACAAAAACAAAGUGGUGGCUUGAGAUUGUGCUCCGUAUUGUCGCAGACUUCGCCAUUGGUUCACAGCUGGUGGCAGUAUUUGUUGAGAUCAGGGUGCCUUGGGCUUCUUGCAGGAAUUAGGUUACUAGUGCUAGUUACUAGUACUUUGAGGGUUCGAAGGCCCCCACUGGUCCUCUUGGUUGGGUGGUUGGUUAGUUGGUUGGUUGGUUGGUUGGUUUUAACAUGGCACUCAUUGCCUUAGCUCUCCACCUGUUGGUUCACUCACCCUUCCAUGGCCGCCAUUUGCUUGUUGUUCCCUCCGCCUUAUGUUCUGCUGGCCUAGACCAGGAAGCCAAAGAGGUUAGAGUGUCCACCAGGUAUAAGUAAUGAGCAAAGGACGUUUGCAUGUCUUAACCCAUCAUCGUAGUUCCUGUGGUAAAGGGAACAUCUCAGGAUAUGAAGGCAAAUUAAAGCACUUUCUUAUGGCUGGAAAUAAUCCUACCACAUAAGCAGAAUCUGAAAUAACAUUCAAGGGUUUUCUAAUUAACUGUAAUAUAGGAGUCAAAAUAGCCAUAUAUACCUGUUUGGCUAAAAAAUGAAGUAUUAAAAGAUUAGUUAAUAUCCAGGCCUGGAAUCCAUCCUGCACCAUUAGAUGAGCCAUCAAUACAUUACAUAAAUACCUUUGGAAUGGGAUUAUGUUGGACAAUUUAUUAAUCAUAAAUUGAGUUCAUAUAAGAAAAAUUCCAUAACUUACCCACUGAAAUAUAAUUUCUUAUUCUACAAAAAUCUACAAAUGAGAUGUAAAAAUACAUUGAGUUUGGUGAUGCUCUUAAAAAUGAUUGCUGGCUAAUGGUAAUGUAAUUGUUGACAUUGGGUCGUCCCCCCAUUUACUAAUUAAGCAAGAGUAAGGUAAGCAGUUAAUGUUUGAUGGCCCUUAUAGUCUAAAUAAAUCCAUUCCAAAGGUUUAUCCUUUUGUGCUAAAAUAGCUGUAGAAGCCAGGUGAGAGGGGGAAAUUGGUAAGUUUAAAGGAAGUGUCCACUGGAUACACAAAUGUCUCUUUUAGUCAGGAUUGAAAUGCCUAUAGUUCUUUUCUUGUCUCUUAAGAUACUAUGUAAAGACUGUCCAACGCAUUAGGUAUUCCUAAGGCGUACCUUAGGCAUUCCUAAGGUAGGAUGUAGCCAAUUAAUACUGCCUAAUAAUGUCUGAAAGUGUCAAGUGUUUUUAACUUGCCUUGUGUAAUGAACAUCUCAUUGUGCUUUUACAGUUGUUGUAGUUACUAGUUGCCCCAGAUAAUGCAGAGUCUGAUCUUUGUGCAUUUUCAGCUCAUUUUUACAUAGCCUAUCUGGAGUGAGUCCUGUCAUAUAUGGACUGUAGCUCUUCCUCUUUUGAAGGUGCCUAACAGGAUAACAGCCAUAAAAUAAAUAACAUAAGGCUGAGGCAAGGCCUGUCUCACAGGCUCUAAAACCUUCCCUGCAUGGCAUUAACACAGAGUAGGGGAGUUGACCUGCCUUGAGGUGAUUCAGUUCUUUCAUAUCAGAGCUCAGGUGCUUUAGGAUUGAGAAAGGAAAUAGAAAAUGCUGGGGCCCCUCAUCAUCGGGGUGAAUAUCUAUAGUUGAAAGCAGUCUGUUAAAUUCAAAACUAUUAAAGGCCAAGCUUUAAGAAUAGCUGUGGGUGUAAGUGAACCAGGCUGUAAAGUCCCCAUGGACCACAUGGUGGCAUUAAUAGUUCUCAAAUCAAUCAACAAUCUUCAUUUACCCAGAUUUCUUUUGAAUUACAUAACAAGGAGAAUUCCGGAGAGGAAAAGGAGGUUCUAUAUGCUCAUGUUCCAGCUAUUCUUAGACUAACUGCUGAAGAGCCUGUAACCUUUUCUUUUACAGGGGGCUAUUGGAUGUCCAGUAGCUUCUGGAUUUCCAUGCAGUUUUUACAUAUGGUAUUUUUCAGUGGCCUCUGAAUAACCCAAUCCAUGUUGAUGAUUUUGUCCUUGUGGCAAUAUUGGUUCAAUAAUCCCUAGUGAGUCUUUUCCAAUUUCUUUCCUUUUUGAUAUCCCAUACUUUGUAUUUGCCACUUCCCCUGUGAAGAAUGGGUGCCAUUAUAGGUACGAAUAUAGAUCUCUGCAUUAGUUUGUUGUAGAAUGUCUAUUCCCCAAAGAUUAAUCAGAACAUGAGAAACCUAAGGGUGUCAUUAGGCCUUCUGGACCUAUACAUUGUAAUUUUGUAGCACUUUGUUUAAUCUCAUUAGACCUCAUAGUUCCCAAUCCUACCAGUAUCGAAUUUCCCUCCAUAAUAGGACAUGUGGGCAGCCAUUCUUCUAUGGUUAUUUUAGAUGCAUCAGCCAUAGAAUUAAUCAAUACUGCAAAAUUUGUUCUCUCAUUUUUAGAAAAUAAUUAAAUUAUACUUCCUGAUCGAAGUUUCGCUUCAAACCUCUAUGCCCAGUCUCCUCCAUUCCCCUUCCCCCAUCCAGUCCUCCUCUGUUCCCGUUCAGAAAUGGGAGCGGCUUCCCAUGGGUAGCAAGUUGCAUUAAGGCUAGGCGCCGCCAUUCUCCUAUUAAGGCUAGAAGAGGAAAGCCAUAGGAGGAAAAGGGCCUCAAGGCAGGCACAGAAUUAGAAAUAGCUCCUGUUCCUGAUGUUAGGAGUUCCACAUGACGACCAAGCUAUAAAACUACAACAUAUACUCAGAGGGCCUAGGUCACGUAGGCUUCCUGGUUGGCAGUUCAGUCUCUGAGUCCCUAUGAGCCCAGGUUAGUUGAUUCUGUGGAUUUUCUUGUAGUAUUCUUGGCCCCCUCUGGCUCCUGCAGUCCUUCAUCCCCUGCUUCCAAAGGGUUCCCCAAGCUCUGCCUGAUGUUCAGCUGUGACUCUCUGUGUCUGUUUCUAUCAGUUGCUCUCCGAUGACAGUUGGGCUAGGCACUAGUCAAUGAGUAUAGCAGAAUAACAUUAAGAAUCAUUCUGUUGACUUUUUUUUUUUUUUUUUUUUUUUUUUUGGGCCAGGGAUGUUUGGUUCUCCUUUCCAGGCUUUGGAUCCUUGGCCCUGCAGGCGGUGUCAGGGGUAGGCUGCCUCUCAUGACAUGGAUCUCAAGCUGGACCCAUGAUUGGUUGUCCCUUCCCACAAUUUCUGCACCACUUUUACCCCAGCAUAUCUUGUAAACUUUUGUAGCUGGAUUGGUGUCCCACUCCCUCUGCUGGAAAGUCUUGUCUGGUUACAGGAGAUGGCUGGUUCAGGCUUCAUAUCCUCCAUUGCUAAGAGUCUUAGCUAGGGUCACCCUCAUAGAUUCCUGGGAGUUUCCAUUGCAUUAGGUUGCUAGCCCAUCCUAGAGAUGUUCCCUGGUUCUAGUUAUCUCUCCCAGUACUCUUUCCCUCCAACCUUCCCCCCACCUGAUCCUUCCUGUCCAAACCCCAUCCCCACCACCCAUUCAGUUCCCUCCCUCCAUCUAACCCUUCUCAGUGAGAUUUGUGCAUCCCCCCCACCCCUGGCCCCAGCCUUGAGCCCUCCUUGUUCCUUAGCUUCUUGGGUUCGUGGAUUGUAGCAUGCUUAUCUUUUACUUUAUCGCUUAUAUCUACUUAGAAGUGAGUAUAGACCAUAUUUGUCUUUCUGGGUCUGGGAUAUCUUACUCGGGAUGAUCUUUCCCACUUCUGUCCAUUUGUGUGCAAAUUUCCUGAUGUUGUUGGUUGGUUUUUUUUAAAGAACUAUCUUUUCCCACAUUUUUAUUAGAUAUUUUCUUCAUUUACAUUUCAUAUGCUAUCCCAAAAGUCCCCUAUACCCUCCCCCCGCCCUGCUCCCCUACCCACCCACUCCCACUUCUUGGCCCUGGCGUUCCCCUGUACUGGGACAUAUAAAGCUUGCUAGACCAAGGGGCCUCUCUUCCCAAUGAUGGCCGAUGAGGCCAUCUUCUGCUACAUAUGCAGCUAGAGACAGGAGCUCUGGGGAUACUGGUUAGUUCAUAUUGUUGUUCCACCUAAGGGUUGCAUACCCCUUCAGCUCUUAGGUACUUUCUCUAGCUCCUAUAUUGGGGGUCCUGUGUUCCAUCCUAUAGAUGACUGUGAGCAUCUACUUCUGUAUUUGCCAGGCACCGGCGAUGUUGUUGUUUUUUAACAGUUGAAUAAUACUCCAUUGUGUAAACAUACAUUUUCUUUAUCCAUUCUUUGGUUGAGGGGCAUCUAGGUUGUUUCUAGUGUCUAUUACAAAUAAAGCUACUAUAAAUGUAAUUGAGCAAGUGUUCUUGUGAUGUGGUUGAAAGUUCUUUGGAUAUAUACCAGAUGAUAUAGCUGGGUCUUGAGGUAGAUUGAUGUCCAAUUUUCUGAAUAAAAAAAAAUCACAUUGCUUUCUAA
Mus musculus (house mouse) is the source of this 6069-nucleotide messenger RNA. RefSeq names its product Myb/SANT DNA binding domain containing 5 (gene Msantd5). The transcript has 6 exons. Bases 563 to 1240 code for a protein of 225 amino acids. Lineage: Eukaryota; Metazoa; Chordata; Mammalia; Rodentia; Muridae. The record is from RefSeq and is marked validated.